AGGACGGCGGGGACGCAACCAAAUCCACACAGCCAGCGGCCCAAAACGGCCACUCCCUCCCCCUCAUCCUCUCCACCCGCCCGCUCUCCGUCACAGCCUCACCGCGAGCCGAGCAGCGUCCCUCGGCUUCUCCUCGUCGGGCAGCGCGGCGAUGCAGACGCUCCAUGCCGCGCCCGCCUCCUUCCUCGCGCCGCCGGCUUCCCAUCUCCUUCCCCCAACCGCACCGGCCCUAAGAGCAGGGGUUCUAUCAGCAGCGGGUCCUGUUCCUGCCGCGGUUUCCAGCCGGUCGCGCGCCUGCUUUCCCUCGUCGCGCCGCGCGAGCCGGCGGCGGCGGUGCUCGAGGGCUGCUGCUUCGUCCGGUGCUGCUGCGACAGCCACCUCUGUGGAUGAUGCUAAAAAGGAUGUGCUUAUAGCACUCUCCCAAAUCAUUGAUCCUGAUUUCGGUACGGACAUCGUCUCGUGUGGGUUUGUGAAGGAUUUAGAGAUCGGUGAUGCAUUGGAUGAGGUCUCAUUUCGUCUGGAGCUGACAACUCCCGCAUGUCCAAUCAAAGACGAGUUUGAACAAAAGGCAAACGAGGUUGUUGCAGCACUUCCAUGGGUCAAGAAGGUAGACGUCACAAUGUCUGCACAACCUGCACAGCCGGUAUAUGGAGGGGAGCUUCCAGAAGGACUACAGAAGAUUUCAAACAUCAUAGCAGUAUCAAGCUGCAAGGGAGGAGUUGGAAAAUCUACUGUUGCUGUAAAUCUAGCAUAUACACUAGCUGGAAUGGGGGCCAGGGUUGGAAUCUUUGAUGCUGAUGUCUUCGGUCCAAGCUUACCAACUAUGGUUUCUCCUGAGAACCGAUUGCUAGUGAUGAACCCAGAAAGCAGAGCUAUCCUUCCGACUGAGUAUCUGGGCGUCAAAAUGGUGUCUUUUGGAUUUGCUGGACAAGGAAGAGCAAUCAUGCGAGGUCCAAUGGUUUCAGGAGUCAUUAAUCAGUUGCUGACCACUACUGACUGGGGCGAGCUUGACUACCUUGUCAUUGACAUGCCUCCUGGAACAGGCGACAUACACUUAACACUCUGUCAGGUAGCUCCAUUGACUGCAGCUGUUAUUGUUACCACGCCUCAGAAGCUAGCUUUCAUUGAUGUUGCAAAGGGAGUAAGGAUGUUCUCUAAGCUGAAGGUUCCUUGUGUUGCAGUUGUUGAGAACAUGUGCUACUUUGAUGCUGAUGGAAAGCGGUAUUACCCAUUCGGACAAGGCUCUGGAACUCAGGUUGUGCAGCAGUUUGGAAUACCUAACCUCUUCGAUUUGCCAAUACGGCCAACUCUUUCAGCUUCUGGAGAUACUGGAAUUCCUGAAGUAGUGGCUGAUCCCCAAGGAGAUGUUGCUAAGACAUUUCAAAAUCUUGGAGUUUGUGUUGUUCAACAAUGUGCUAAAAUUAGGCAACAAGUCUCAACAGCAGUGUCCUAUGAUAGAUCAAUUAGAGCAAUCAGAGUGAAAGUGCCAGAUUCAGAUGAAGAGUUCUUGUUGCAUCCAGCAACAGUCAGACGGAAUGACCGAUCUGCUCAAAGCGUGGAUGAGUGGACAGGAGAGCAGAAAAUUCAGUACGACGACGUACCAGACGACAUUGAGCCUGAAGAGAUUAGGCCGAUGGGAAACUACGCUGUUUCUAUAACUUGGCCCGAUGGAUUUAGUCAGAUAGCACCUUACGACCAAUUGGAAAUGCUUGAGCGGUUAGUGGAUGCUCCUCGUGCAGCAACACCUGCAGUGGCCUCAUGAUACAGUGGAAGCCGUGUUCAGUUCUCAGGGGGACAAGAAAAACAGGCUUUCGUUGCAACUAGCUUCUCAGAUAAUUCAUAGGUCUACAGUGAAUUUUGAA
Molecule: messenger RNA, 1862 nt
Organism: Setaria italica (foxtail millet)
Lineage: Eukaryota; Viridiplantae; Streptophyta; Magnoliopsida; Poales; Poaceae
Product: fe-S cluster assembly factor HCF101, chloroplastic
Exons: 15
Coding region: 152-1762 (536 amino acids)
Biological process (GO): iron-sulfur cluster assembly
Cellular component (GO): chloroplast stroma
Molecular function (GO): ATP-dependent FeS chaperone activity; 4 iron, 4 sulfur cluster binding; ATP binding
Source: RefSeq, a predicted model, not a curated record